UCCGAUAUUCCUCCGAUGCCCUUCCUUCGGCGUCAGCUCAAGGCUUCCUCCACCUCCAAACACCCACUCCGAACACCGCGACCCCUUGCAUUCCACAACACCAAGUCGCACACCACCUUAUUCUCUCAACUACUUAUCCCACAUUAAACACGUCCGCUAACCCUAUUCGAAAAUGCUUCCAAUUGCACCCAACGGCUGCUCCCAGGCCUCCUCCAGCUCCGGCAGCUCCACCGUCUCGCGUCUCGCUGCUAGCGCCUUGCACAAUAUGCCCCGAAUGCGCAUGCCGCGUACGCCGACUACCCACGCUACGACUACUUCAGUGUUUAUGCCUCCGGUCCGCGCCGGUGGCUCGAGAUCCGCUUCCAAUGCUGGUCCAACGUCGACUGGCUCGCAAAACCCUUCCAAGACUACUCCAUCUCUUCGUCGGUCGCCGCGUCUCCAUCUUUCUCCCGCCCAAUCGGCAUCGUCUAGUGCCCGGGUGGAUAAGGCUGUCGCGGAGCCCCGCCGGUCAGCCCGUCCUAAGGCGAAGAACGCGUCGUCGGAUGCAACCAGCUCACAGACUCCUAUUCGUGUGUCCUCCUCGACGAAGCCUCGUGCUCGUGGGGCAGGGAAAACAACUCCCAGCCAACCUGCUGCGCCUUCCUAUCCGGCUACCCGACGCUCGUCCUCAACAUGCGCAGGUGGCUCCUCUUUGUCGUCACCCUCUCCAUCUCUCGAAUGGUCUGCCUCCUCACAGUCUGCUCCUGAGACGCCGCCUCCACCGCUCAGUCUCCAUCAGCCCUCGAGAGACCCCUCCCCACGACUAUCACGGGUUAUAGAGGCCCAGGAUGGGGCUAGGCCUCAAUCCCCGACCUACAAAUGCGGCCACAUAUUCCACCCUACACACCUCUCUAUCCCCGGCCUAGAACAUUGCCCGAUUUGCGUCAUCGAGGCGCACAUAACGUCGCUUUCUACUCAUGCAUCCACGAUCAUCAGCCACGGCGGGUGGUACCAGUGGCGCAAAGCCAUCAAACCCUACAAAAAGGAGCGCAAGGGCUCAGAAGCGCGGAAGCCGCGAACUGACUUUGAGCAAGCUACCUACGGCUGGGAUAGGACAAAGAAUAAACAUCUGGAUAGAGAGGUUGAGGGCUGGCGACAGUCGAGAAUAAAGAUGGCGAAUGUGCUGGCAAAGUUGGAGGGUUUGGCUACGCAGGAGGCGAAGUGGGCGAAAAACAACGGGGAGUGGCUAGGUCCCAGUGCAAAGCGGGCCUUGCAGAUGUAUGAGCACGCAGUGAGCAGCGGACUCCUGAGUACUGUGCAAGAUGGCGCAGCGAUCUAUAGCCGCGCGAGAGGCCUCGUCAAUGAGAGCGUCCUGAAGCGCAAGCGAGAUACAGAAGACAAUGAAGACGAGGAAGAGGAAGAGGAAGAAGCUGCCGAUUUAGCAAAGAAGCUAUCUCGCGGCAUAAUCCCUGGCGCCUAUAGUCCCGAACAGUCCCUAACAGGCACUGUCGCCCAAGCUCCACCAAAGCGCAAGCGCCGCAGCAUUGAGGGAGUGUCAUUCCACCCCGAUGUCUUCGUCCGCACAGACGCGGAUAUCGACGUCCUGCGCAAAUCAGCCACCUUCAACACAAACCCCAACAAGUCAGCACCACCACCAUGUGGCAUCCUACGCACGAGCGAACAAACUGCUGCCCGCCACCCAACCAAUCCCCCGCAGCCGCCACCCGCCCACACCAAAAUGCCCCUCAGCGACUCCCCGUCGCGAGAUAGGCGCUUCUUCACCCGCAAGAACCAGCGCCACCGCGACUACCAAGCCAAAUGGGCGCCGCGGGCCGAGCUAGACAUCAUCGAUACAAGUUGGGACCGCGGUGUGAGGGGCAAGAAUGCUGACCCUGAUCAUGUGUGGGCCUCUGGAGAGAAGUACUAUGCGAAUCUACAAGUGGAGGCUGAGCAGUGGGAUAGAAUGGACUAUAUGGACGCGCUGUGCGGGGACCAGGGGAUUCCUACAUGAUUCGUAGCAGCCGACGCUUUCCUCGGCCGACUGAGGAAUAUCUGGAGCGCGCGCAUUCUUGAGCCUCGGGGCACCAACUGCGUUACGCUCUUCCUUGACGGCUCCCAUUUCUGUUUGGGGCACCUGGUCUAAGCGCCGCGGGCCAGCCACCAUUGCGGCAUU
This is a messenger RNA of Trematosphaeria pertusa, 2152 nucleotides long. RefSeq lists its product as uncharacterized. Lineage: Eukaryota; Fungi; Ascomycota; Dothideomycetes; Pleosporales; Trematosphaeriaceae. The transcript has a single exon. The record is from RefSeq and is a predicted model, not a curated record. The coding region runs from base 173 to 1990 and encodes 605 amino acids.